Messenger RNA from Aspergillus sclerotioniger CBS 115572, 2676 nucleotides. Its product is annotated as Hid1 family protein. Gene Ontology annotation, cellular component: Golgi medial cisterna; Golgi trans cisterna; membrane. NCBI's taxonomy places the organism in Eukaryota, Fungi, Ascomycota, Eurotiomycetes, Eurotiales, Aspergillaceae. The transcript has 8 exons. The record is from RefSeq and is a predicted model, not a curated record. Bases 1 to 2676 code for a protein of 891 amino acids.
AUGGGAGCUUCGGAGUCCAAGCUCGUCUUCAAACGGGGCAUCUUCCGUCUGUCAGAGGAAAAGGAUAUUCCCGCGGAUGAUCCCUACUGGGCCAGAUUCUGGGAGCUCCCAGAGUCCACGGAGGACGUCUUCAGCUUGUUCACCCCCGCCGAUAUACGACGGACUCGCGAUCAUGCCUUAUCCAACUUCGAAACGCUCUUACUCGCGAUCACCUCGCGUCUCACAAUAUUGAAAAAUCAUCCAUCAUUUCCCGACCCCGACCUCGCCCCCGACCGCGAUGCGCUCAACUGUAUCCGCAUCCUGACCCGCCUUCUUCCUUUCAUCUACGAGGCGGAACAUCUGGAGGAAUGGGAGGAGAAAUUCUUCUGGGCUCGUCGCAAGAAGAAAACAAGAGAGUCGCAGGUUGCCGCAGAAGUACUGUUCGAUGAAGCGCAGACGGAGGACCGAGAUGCUGCCCCGCGACCAGAUUAUGAAGACGCGAAACCUUUGGCGGAGGAGUUGAUUGACAAUCUGCUGGAACUCCUGUUCUACACUGGCUUCACAAUCCCACAGCUGCCCACUGCGAAGAGCAAGAUCUCAUACUCGAUCUGGCAGAGUGGGGUGGGCUGCAAUACGUCCAUGGGCUCCACCAAAGAACUAGAGAACAACCGCUGCGAGAUUCUUCGGUUGUUGCUGACCUUGACUGGAAGAGCAAUGUAUAUGCCGUCCAGCCUACUUCCCAUGCAGGGUGUCAAGGCUAUCUCCUAUAUCACAACUUGCUCUGACAAGCAGGUGGUACUGACUCUGCUAUGCUCGCUCCUGAAUACCGCUGUCAAAUACAAUCCAGCUUCAUGGAGGGUUCCAUAUGAUCACGUCGUUUGGAAGGACCCCAAGCAGAUCUUGGUCAUUUACUGUUUGCAGUUUCUUCUAGUACUCCUCCUCUACCCAGUACCCGAAGAUGGUCGCGGAGCUCCGCCGAAAAACUAUUAUCGGCACUACUUUGGGAGAUUGCAUCGGCCGCAAGACUUUCAGUUCCUUACUGACGGCAUGACCCGAAUCUUGAAUCAACCGAUGCAAGCAACCAAUUCCUAUCUUCCAGGUAGUCAAAGAUCAGUCAAGUGGGCACCCGAGAUGCUGGUCCUGUUUUGGGAGGCUCUGCAGUGCAACAAGCGAUUCAGAUCAUUCAUAAUCGACUCCAACCGCUCGCAUGACUUUAUCAUUCUCUGUAUAUUCUAUGCUAUCGUUUACAAAUCCGACGCUUCCAAGCAGGGCGUGGUUAGGAUGUGCAUCUUCAUCAUGCAGACGAUGAGCGUUGAGCCCAAUUUCGGCCAGAGCUUGAACACCAAGUUCGAGGCGCAGGAGACUCUUCCGCAAAGCAUCCGUAUACCUGGAUUCCGGGGAACGUAUGCAGACUUUUUGAUCAUGUCCGUCCAUACUCUGAUCACUGCCAGCAAAGGAAAGCUGAACACCGUUUACCCUGCUCUCUUGGCUAUCAUCAACAACAUUGCCCCGCAUGUCGAACAUCUUUCGCCGAGCUCGUGCUCCAAGUUGCUGCAGCUCUUCUCGUCCAUGUCGGCUCCCAGUUUUCUCCUGGUAAACGAGACGAAUCACGUCCUUCUUGCCUCAGUACUGGAGUCGAUCAAUUCGAUCCUUGAGCAUCAAUUUACCAAAAAUCCCUUCCUGGUGUAUGCGAUUCUGAAGUAUAGAAAGCGCUUCGAGGCAGUGCGAGAGUUCACCCUAGAGAGCGGACAACAAGAGAUAGAACGCCAGAACGAAAGAAGAAAGAGCUCGAGCGGCUCGCACGAAUUCGUCUGUAGCCCUGUUCUUUCGCCCUCCGAUGAGGAUGCCCAGGUCUCUUCUGGCACACGGUCACCAUUGGGUCGCAUCCCCGAAGAGAACAGCCCUUUUGCGAUUGGCGGAGACGAGGAUUCGGACGAUGAAAGAGAGGGGCAGACCACGCCGGCGCAGGAUUCGCCGUCCGUGCAGACGUCUCGUCGACCUUCGAUUUCCUCUGUCGUCGAAGAGAGCGUUCCCCUGCAGCUGCGCGGCAUGUCUGAAAAGGCACGGGGCAAGAUGCCGGCCGGACAACCCUCCUUCUCUAGACAAAACAGCAUGACUAGUCAGAGCAGCCUUUCGGCAGCAUUUCUAACAUCUGCUAGCGGUUUCACGCCGACUACAGCAUGGCUUGAAUCCUGGUUAGCGGAGCUACCACUCCACACCAUUCUUACGAUCAUCUCGGCCAUCGCCCCCCAUGUUCCCGAGUCAGCCUUCCGAUCCGCUUCCAGUCCUGAAGCUCGCACGUUGAUUACCAACCUCCCCACCUUUUUGGAAGACCCAGCGAUCCAGACCAUUGUCUCGGAGCCCUCGCCGGUCCGUGUGCAUUCGUUUGAAUGGUCCGCUCUUUCGAUGGGCUGGUACGAGUCCCUGCUCUGGGGAUUCAUCUUCUCGAGCGAAAUGGUGGUUGGUUCUGCCUCGGGCGCGACACCGGGCACAGUUGGUGUUUGGAACGGAACUGGCAUCAAACUGUUCAAGGUCCAGGAGGCAGCUGCGCAAGGUCCCACAUUGCUUGCGCCCAAGGGGGCCGUCGAUGCUGUGGGCAGCAACCUGGUGCAACGCAUUGGUAACUUGAGCUUCCGGCGGAGCAGCACACAGGAGUCUCAGCCCAACUCGCGACCUCCAUCGAUUCGAGAGGUCUGA